AUGUGGCAGAUGCUAAGGGGGGACCUUCUAGAUUUCCUUCUUUUUGGACUUAUUUGCUCCUAUGUGCUCCUAUGUGCUGUAAAAGGCCCCAAAGUAGCUUUAUCUGCAUGGAUAGUCCAGGAGGAUGCAAAGAAACACUCGGACGCGAUCCGUCGACACGCCCUCAACCAGUUCCUGCGGAUACGGCGCGAGGAGAAAGAUCGCGACAGCGACCCGUUCCGAUGGGGCGACGAGGUAUUUGAAUGCAUGAUAGUUGCCCUCGACCACGAACACAGGACCGCUCAACGGUCACUGAGACAAGAUGAAGUCCCCAGCAACAUUCACGCGACGGAGAAAGCACGCCGGGAACCCGGGCGACAUAUACUCGAGACGACCCCUUCGGACCCCGGGACCUCCACAAUCCACGAUUUACGCAAGGUCGAGCCUAACGUGCGCCAAAGGCUCGUCACUCUGACUUCGUUCCCGCUCAUGGGUGCUCCAGGCGCAAUCCGCGAACCGCUCCAGUCCAAGGCGUCCAUGGGCAUGUUCGUCCCCGAGAACGUUCUCAGCGGUGAAGCUCGCUAUCAAGCGGCAGCGUCGAACAUCCGCGCUAGAAGGGCCGCAAAGCCGGCGAUCAACGUCCCAGUCUUUAUCGACAAGAACACCGCUCGUGCGUUCACCGACGGAAUGCUACCAGAAGACAGAGUGGCUCCAGAACCUGACUCCGAUUGCUUCCCCGAGCCAGAUCACAUAUAUCUUGACGUUAUGGCAUUCGGCAUCAGUUGUUGCUGUCUUCAGGUUACCAUGCAGGCCGCCAACCUGUCCGAUGCCCGCCGCUUGUACGACAUGCUCACACCUGUGGCGCCGAUCAUGAUGGCUCUUACCGCGGCGAGCCCGAUCUGGCGCGGCUACCUCACGGAUGUUGACUGUCGCUGGGAUGUCAUAGCCGCGCUCUGCGACGACCGAACGCCCGAAGAACGCGGUAUGGCGCGGAUACCAAAAUCCAGAUAUGAAAGCGUCAGCUUGUAUCUUGCCGAUGAGCCACCGAUAAGACCUGAAUAUAACGAUGUUCACGCGCCGCUCAACCAACCGGUCUACGAGGAGCUGGUCCAACACCGCGUUGAUGAACCGAUGGCAAGGCACGUAGCUCAUCAGUUCGUUCGUGAUUCCGUGAUCGCGUACCGGGAGACGCUCGACCAGGAUGAUGCCAUAGACUCGGAGCAUUUCGACGACGUGCAAGCGUGCAACUGGCAGUCGAUGCGGCUCAAGGUGCCCGAAUCCGAGACACUCGGUUGGCGCGUGGAGCUUCGUACGAUGGAGGUGCAGCCGACCGACUACGGAAACGCGGCCAUGACCGUAUUCGUCGUGCUCUUGUCCCGCGCAAUACUGAGAUACAAUCUCAGCUUCUACAUCCGCAUGUCGAAGGUCGACGAUAACAUGAAGCGGGCGCAGAGACGCGAUGCCGCACGUCGAAGCAAAUUCUGGUUCAGGAAGCACGAUCGCGAGAUGCGGAACUCGUUCCCCCGGGUGCUUUGCCCGGACUGCCCCAAUUCCGCCGACGAUGGACUCGAGGAGAUGACGAUGGACGAGAUCGUGAACGGGAAGGGCGAUGCCUAUCUCGGCUUGGUGGGCCUCGUGGAUCUGUACUUUGACAGCCUUGAGAUGGAUCAAUCCACCCUCGAUAAAUUGCGCGACUACGUUGCUCUCGUGAGGGGGCGUGCAGAUGAGACGUGGAUGCGCAAAUUCGUCGAGAACCACCCGGCAUACCAGUUCGACUCGAUCGUGCAUUCGGAUAUAGCGUACGAUCUAAUCGUAGCCGUGUGGGACCUUGAACAAGGUCUUCGCAAAGAAGCCUGCCUCGUGCCUGCCACGCGUGCCUCAGCCGCAGAUGCAUGA
This is a messenger RNA of Punctularia strigosozonata HHB-11173 SS5, 1875 nucleotides long. Its product is annotated as gamma glutamylcysteine synthetase. Gene Ontology annotation, molecular function: glutamate-cysteine ligase activity. The coding region runs from base 1 to 1875 and encodes 624 amino acids. Gene Ontology annotation, cellular component: glutamate-cysteine ligase complex. The transcript is spliced from 17 exons. The record is from RefSeq and is a predicted model, not a curated record. Gene Ontology annotation, biological process: glutathione biosynthetic process. Lineage: Eukaryota; Fungi; Basidiomycota; Agaricomycetes; Corticiales; Punctulariaceae.